Aethina tumida (small hive beetle) is the source of this 4589-nucleotide messenger RNA. RefSeq names its product ninein (gene Bsg25D). NCBI's taxonomy places the organism in Eukaryota, Metazoa, Arthropoda, Insecta, Coleoptera, Nitidulidae. Gene Ontology annotation, molecular function: calcium ion binding. The record is from RefSeq and is a predicted model, not a curated record. Gene Ontology annotation, biological process: microtubule anchoring at centrosome. Gene Ontology annotation, cellular component: centrosome. The coding region runs from base 98 to 3691 and encodes 1197 amino acids. The transcript has 6 exons.
UAGUAAUAACUUGGUCCCGUUAUGUUUUUAAUCUAAAUAAAUUAGUGCGAAGUGUGUGUGCAUUUACCUAAUGCGAAAACAAAUCAUGCUGUAAUUAAUGCAGUUUACGUUUUUGUUUAAACCAGAACCCGACCUUCCAGCCCUGAACAACCCCCCAAACAUGGACCCGUACGAGGAGCAGCUGCUGAAGGUCUUCAACAGCCACGACCGAAAUAACUGCGGCAGCCUGGACAGAGAGGGGUUGACGCAACUGUGCCAGACGUUGCAAUUGGAGGAGCACAGUGCGGAACUGAUAAAAUGCGUCCUGAAGGACGCCAAAUAUAAACGGGCCUCGUUCCCGGAAUUCAAAGACGCACUGCUCGCCCUCCUCGGCAACAUGCAGAGCAAGAACGUGAUAACGGACGAGGGCGAUUUGGAGAAGAGCCCCGAACGUGAGGUGUCCCCGAAACUGGUGUACGGAUCGAAGAAGUACGGCAGAAGAUCGAGGCCGCGGAUCGACGAGGUCACUCAGAUCUUCAACGAGGACAACGACAUCACCAUCAACAAGUCGAGUGCCGUUCAAAGGUCCAACUCCCAAUCGGAAGUUUCCAAUUCCAAGAAGAGGAAGACGAACUACAAACUGAAGCGGUGCACCUCCUUGCCGGGGAAGACGGACCUGACCAACGGGAAGUUGGAGAACAACUUUCACGUGGGCAACUCCCUCAGUUGUGAGCCGGAGCAAAUUUGCACGGAAGACAUGCUGAGGGAGGCUUGGAAGAAGUUAGGAGUUGGAGAGGAUGGAUAUUUGAACCAGAACGAAUUGAUAUUGGUGUGCGAUGCGAUAGGUCUGAACAAACUGGCAGACGGUCUAAUUAGACAGUUAAGCGACAAACUCCCAAUGAACUACGACCAAAAGAUCAGUUUCCAGGACGUGAUGGAGGCGCUGCGCGAGGACGAAACGUGGUUCGAGGUCCUGAACACCGUGCCGACCAACAACAACGACUCAAAACUGGGCCGCAACGCCGACACGUCGUUCCCGGACUCGCGCACCUUCCAAUACGUUACGCUAGGUCCGGACGGCAACGGACUGGUGUCCGCCGAUUCGCUUAUAGAAAUGUGGGAAACGGUCGGCAUCCAUUCGCCCAAGGAGCUGUUGCACGAGCUAGGUUUCGACACCAGGAACAUUAACAUAUUGGACUUGGCUCAGGUGUUGGAAAAGCAGACCAAGAUAAUGAACGACACGUCCCGGACGGAGUAUCAGAGUCCGCAUCUCGUGCUGCUCCAGGCCACCCUGACGCUCUACCAGUCGGAGAUCAGGUGUCUGAAGCAUGUGCUGGGCCAGAUGCAUGCGGAAAGGGAGAAACUGAAGUGCGACGUGGUGGAGGCCAACAACAGGUCGACGCUUCUGGCGCAAGAGGUGGACGACAAUCACUCGCGCAUGGAGCAGAACACACUCAACCAGGUCAAGCUUUUGGAGCAGCGUCACGCCGACAUUCUCAAGGAGGUGACGCAGCAGUACUCCCGAGACAAGGACCAGUUGACCAACAUUAACUUAUCAUUGGAGGAGAAAAUCGUCAAUUUGGAACAGGAAGUGCUGAAGCUUAAGAACGACCUGGCGGUGGCGCAGAAGUACUCACUUAACUUGGAAAAGGAAAACAGGACGUUGUCCAACGAAAUCGUAGACUUGAAAAAGGACAAGGAAAUGCUGACGAUCCAGAUAAACGCUCUGGAAAAUGAGAACCAGAAGUUCGGGGCCAUGGAGUACGAGGAGCACGAGAUGCUGAUCGCCAAACUGGCGGCGUUACAAAUCGAAAAUGCUCAGCUGAAGGACAAGAACGACGAGAUGGUGUCGGAGAUCGAAUCGUUGACGAAUCAGGUGGCGAGUAUGAGGUCGAAGGUUUGCAGCACCCCGACCUUCAACACCUUGGAUCAAUCGAUGGAGGGAAACAUCUCAAUUAUCGUCGAAGGCGUGAAUGUCGGCGCAAAACGGAGGAGCGACUAUUCACCUACAAAGGACAAAUGCGAUGGUAGCCCGAGAUUGGGCAAGCUGCGUCGCAAAACCACCGGCUCGCUGUCGGAUCCGAUGAAGGGCCAGGACAAUCUGGAGCUGCCGCUCACGUCGAGCGAGAGCGGCUUCGAAACGGAGGCGGACUGUCUCGACUCCUCCAUAUCGGCGUCGGAACACGAGGAAAUAGCCCGUCUCCAAGCCAAGGUGGCCUUCCUCGAGCAGGUCCUCGUCCAGAACGCCAUCCCCGUGCCCGACACCUUGCCUGAGUCGCCAUGCAGCUUGGCCACCACACUGAUAAACCUGACGGAAAGGGUGCGCGACCUGGAGACCAUCAUCUUCGACGCCAAGGCCUCCCUCAAGCGUAUGGUGGAGAAGAAGUGCGUGAGCGAGGACAACGUCAGUCAAAUCCGCAAAAAACUGGAAAAUAUCCAACUAGAAUCGAUCGGCACGAACAUCGACGACAGCUUCGACACCGAAUUCAAGUCGCCGACGGUGGAAAGUGGAUGUCAGACCGAACCUACAGAGGACAAGUCGGUUAACAUCGAGGAGCUGCGCGAGGCGAGCAAAAAGGCCGAAGAAAAGAACAAGGAGCUGAGCGCCGCCAACAAGGAACUCGAGGCAAAGAUCGUCGAGUACGAGAACUGUCUCGAGUUGCUCAGGAACGAGAUGGUGCAGUGCGAGGACUAUUGGGAGACCAAAAUCGACGAGGAACGCCAGAUAUUCGAGCAGGAGCACAAACUGACCAGCGACACACUGACAGAUUUGCUGGUCAAACUGAAGGAGUACGAGGAUCAGUUCGCGAGUCAGGACCAAACCGACAAUCGGCUGCCCCCAAUCGUAGAGACUGAAAAUCUGGAGAAACAGUUCACGGACUUGGAACAGGAGUACGAGGACUACAAAAACAAGACUGACGCCGAGAUAUUCAGGAAGGACGAGGAGAUAUCCGUGCUGAGGGAACAGCUGGAGAAGCUGAUGCUCAAAGCGGACACCAAGGACGCCGAGAUCCAGGCCAACGAGAGCGUGACGGAAAAAAUGAAAACGUUUACGAGCUACAUAAUCGAGCAGUCCGACUACAAGCGGGAGGAACAGGACGAGAACGUUUGGGAGCAAAGCGAACAACCAAUCAAGCCGACGACGUUGAACUGGAACUUCAAUGAGAACGCGCCGCGCCCCUUGUCCAACGUUCCUUCCACCUCCAGCAGUUCGAACGGCAUGGACAAGAACACGACGCCCUGCCGGCCGAAAAGAACGAGGAAACACGACAAGCACAUGUACAAGAAGAAGGAGGAGGUGAAAAAGUGCGACAAGCCGCAGAAUGCGAAGCCCGCCUUCAACCAGGACGUCGUGAUGCCCGCCAGCUCCUACUACAACCUCAACAACAGGCGACAUUACUUGGAACAAAGGGUCAAGAGUCUGGAAAUGGUGUUGACGCAACAGCACUACCAUCACGAGCACGUGAUGCAACAGUAUUUCCAACAGUUCCGAGCGGACAGAGCCGAGUACCAGUGCAAGUUGAAGUUCCUGCAAGAAAAGCUCGAGCAACAGGUCAGAAUUUGCAACGACCAGCUGCAAAAGCUGGAGAGGACGGACCAGUUGGUCAAGGAGAUGUACGUGGAGAACUCUUAUUUGAUCGCGAACGUGCAGAGGUUGGAACAACAGUGCCAUAUCAUGAAACAAUGCAGCGCAAACUCGAGCACUGUUUAGGCUAAUUUAAAUUAUUACUAGGGUUUAAUUGUUAUUUGUUGUAGAAUGUUUAUAGUUUAUUAUUGAUAGUACAAAAGCGUGGAGAAAUUUGCGUAGGUCGUUCCAACGAUGUCGGUGUUUGUCGUGGACAUUUGAUGUCAUCGGAUAUGAUUUGCGUAAAAGUUUUAAAAGAUCUGAAUUUUGAAUUCUUUUGUUAUUGUCUCAUAAUUUAAUGACAAUAAAGUAAGUUCACUUUAUAAUUUUUCUCAUGUUUUAAUGAGACGUAUCUUUGUACAUAUAUUUUAACCAGAAUUUCAAUUUGUACUAAUGAUAUUUGUUUUUUAAACUAACAAGUGAUGAUUAAAAAUUCGUUAACGUGCCUUGUAUAUCAAUUUCCAAUAGCAAAAGAAUUUAUUACUUGUAUGUAUUAUUUUUUUAAACAUUGGUUGUGGUGUAAGCAUUCUACUUGUUGAUUGUACUGACAUACCUGAACUAUAUGUUAUAGAAUUUUCUGGAUUAACACAAUAUUUAUUAUUUUAAUUCGUAUUAAUGAGCUCUAGUUUUUAUAUAGUAUAUAAUUAUAACUGGCCUAUCAUAUCAUUAAUGGUGUUAAUGAAUUUAUUAGUAAUCAAUUUUUUGGUAAUAAUCACUUUUAUGUACAUGCAUUUUAUGUCGCAUUUAGUGAAAAUCUAGUCUUCAACAAAUCUGUUCAAAUUUUAAAAUGCUUAGUUUUAUGGAAACAUUAGCGUCCACUAAAUGAAUGUAAAGCUAUUUUUUUAAUACACAAUCCAUGUUGUAUUGAAUAUAUUGUUCAUGAAUUUGUAAAUUCACUGAUUACGAUUUUUUUUAUCCCAAAGAAUCUUGUAUAUUUGUUUGUUAUAUCACUUUAAUAAAGAAACUUUUUCUUUCCCAUAAACGU